AUGUCGCAGAAAGAGCAACACCAAAACCCGCCCGUGGAAGUAGACGACGACGAUGAACCCGACGACUGGGACAAGCGGAUCUUCAGUACGGGCUGCGCAGUCGAGCAGGAUAAGAUGAACGACUGCUAUUUUGCCAAAAAGGACUGGCGCAGUUGCAAGGACGAGAUGGAGGCUUUCCGCGAGUGUUGGAAACGUCAGGGCAACGACCAGCGCACGCAGACCAAGGAUGCGUAA
This is a messenger RNA of Aspergillus melleus, 234 nucleotides long. RefSeq lists its product as uncharacterized. The record is from RefSeq and is a predicted model, not a curated record. Gene Ontology annotation, cellular component: mitochondrial intermembrane space. The coding region runs from base 1 to 234 and encodes 77 amino acids. Gene Ontology annotation, biological process: mitochondrial respiratory chain complex IV assembly. The transcript is spliced from 4 exons. Lineage: Eukaryota; Fungi; Ascomycota; Eurotiomycetes; Eurotiales; Aspergillaceae.